This is a messenger RNA of Colias croceus (clouded yellow), 667 nucleotides long. RefSeq names its product protein BUD31 homolog (gene l(1)10Bb). Gene Ontology annotation, biological process: mRNA splicing, via spliceosome. Gene Ontology annotation, cellular component: spliceosomal complex; nucleus. Lineage: Eukaryota; Metazoa; Arthropoda; Insecta; Lepidoptera; Pieridae. The transcript is spliced from 3 exons. Bases 172 to 606 code for a protein of 144 amino acids. The record is from RefSeq and is a predicted model, not a curated record.
UUGGUGGUUGUUUGUAAACGUGCGUUGUGCUUAUUUCUUUACAAAAUAUUAAUUUAUUACAUAUUUUUUUAUAUAUUUCAGGCAAUAGUUAUAAAAUCGGGUGCAUUUAAAACGGUUUUUUAUAUUACAACAAUACUAUUCUACGACUUUCAAUACCUCGUAUUGUAGAAUAUGCCUAAAGUACGCCGUAGUCGUAAACCUCCUCCAGAAGGAUGGGAGUUGAUUGAACCCACCCUCGAAGAGCUAGAACAAAAAAUGCGAGAAGCCGAAACAGAGCCACACGAAGGCAAGAGAAAACAAGAGUCACUGUGGCCGAUAUUCAAAAUUCACCACCAGAAAUCGCGAUAUAUCUACGACCUGUUCUAUCGACGCAAAGCAAUCAGCCGAGAACUAUACCAGUACUGUUUGAACGAGAAAAUAGCGGACGCGAAUCUAAUAGCCAAAUGGAAGAAGACGGGGUAUGAAAAUCUAUGUUGUCUGCGAUGUAUACAGACGAGAGACACAAAUUUCGCCACUAAUUGUAUAUGCAGGGUGCCUAAAAGUAAGUUAGAGGAAGGGAGGAUAGUUGAAUGCGUGCAUUGUGGCUGCAGAGGCUGUUCAGGGUAGAUUUAAUCUAGUUCGUAAUUACUGUCUCAUAUAAAUUAAAUAAAUACUUGAUUAAUUAGUA